CAACGUUUUAAAUGUACAUGUACUCCCAGAUCCUUGAAAUGAUCGAAGAGGGAAACCAGACCGAUGUUAACAUGGCCCCUUUCACCAUGCGCGCAAUUUGUCGCCAGCUUUGCUGGAGUAGUAUUUCAAGAUCUCAGCUGAUAAUCUUACCGUUCAUCUCUCUCAAUAAAAGUGAGAAUCACUUCCGACGGAUGGCGAAGGCUCCUGUGAUGUUAGGGAGCUCCAUUUCCCAUGGACACCGGGGGUUUUGCAUUGGAACUGAACAUCCAAUCAGCCGUUAUCCAGUCCCCAAUCAAGAGGACUUACCACAAGACAUGCAAGAUACCAUUAACGAAGUUGCAGAGAGGAGUGGAUUUGUUCCUAAUGUCUUCAAAGCACUCUCCCACCGGCCAGAUGAAUUCCGAGCUUUUUUCAGGUAUUAUGAUGUCAUCAUGGGAAAAGAAACAGGAUCACUCACUAAAGCUGAUAAAGAAAUGAUCGUUGUUGCUACCAGCUCAGUCAACAACUGCUUGUAUUGCAUCAUAUCUCACUCAGCACUGUUUAGGAUCUACUCCAAGAAUCGUAUUCUAGCUGACCAGAUUGCAGCCAAUUGGGAAUGUGCUGAAUUGGACUCCCGACAACGAGUGAUUGUGGAGUUUGCCAUUGCUGUCUGCAAGUCUGAGACUAUCACAGAAGAACACUUUAAGAAACUAGAAGCACACGGCUUGGACCGUGAAGAUGCUUGGGACAUUGGUGCUAUUGCUUCUUUGUUUGCAUUGUCAAAUCGAAUGGCUCAUCUUACAGAUAUGAGACCAAAUAAAGAGUUUUAUUUAAUGGGAAGGGUGCCCAAAGAGAAAAAGUAGGAGCACAGCUGGAUAUCAGAAACAAAAGCACUGCAGUCAACAAAAUGGAAAUCUUAGAGUCACUGUAAUCACACUUUAAUUUUUACAGUAAAUUACACAGAAAUUGAUCAUAUCCAAACAUUUUUCAACAUUUAACAUCUGAAGUUGACCACAUCUAAACUGUUAACUGGUAUCAAGCAUUCAAAGUUCUAUCCAUGAAAAAGUGUCUUAUCUUGGUAUUGUGAUUUUUUUGUUAUAUUUAUUUUGAUCAAUACCACUUAGUAAAUUCACUUUAAUUACAAAAUAAAAAAGUUGCAUUUGUGAAAAAAAGUAAAAUCUAAUGAAGUCCAACAGAUUACAAAGUGGAGUUUACUUUCUAACAGGUACAGAAUGUUAACAACCUUGGCAGUCUAUCAUGUAAAAUGUAUGUAUAAAUAUAGAACUAUGUCAUUUAAGCUAAGCUGUUUUUACCAUUGUUUCAUUGACACCUUUGUAAAUGUGUUUCAGUUUAUGCAAGAUUGCUGUUCAAUGCACGUGCAUCUAGUGGUUAAUUAAUUGAAGUUGAAAGAUAAUGUUUUCAUGAUGGACGUGCAGUUGAAAACAAAAGAAAAAAAAAAGAAAACAACUGUGGUUUGGUAAUGAUGUUGAAUAUUGAUAAGAGCAUUAUUGUGAAUACUUUUCUCAAAUGAACUGAAGGGAACAAAACUGGAUUGAUCCUUAGAUUUUUAGAUAGGUGAUGAGUGUCUUGAUUGUAUUACAAACCUCCUCUUGAACUAAACUGGGUAUGGGAAGGUUUAUGGGAUAUAGGUUUAAGGAUAUGGGAAGCUGUAGAGUAGGUUGUAAAAAUUUAGCAUACAUUAUGAAAGGUUGACAGACUUCCAGUAGAGUCUGCAAUACUGCACUUUUGAAACACAGAAAGAUGCACAUUUUGAAUUUAAUAAUUGUAUGCAGUUCACUCAAAGAUAAAAUGUACAAAUAAAAUACAAAUUUGUGUUGUCUGAAGCUUGAAAGUUGCAAAAUAAAACUGGCAGCUCAUUAACGUACAAAUGUA
Acanthaster planci (crown-of-thorns starfish) is the source of this 1872-nucleotide messenger RNA. RefSeq lists its product as uncharacterized. Gene Ontology annotation, molecular function: peroxiredoxin activity. The record is from RefSeq and is a predicted model, not a curated record. NCBI's taxonomy places the organism in Eukaryota, Metazoa, Echinodermata, Asteroidea, Valvatida, Acanthasteridae.